This is a messenger RNA of Neolamprologus brichardi, 1681 nucleotides long. RefSeq names its product ring finger protein 5 (gene rnf5). Gene Ontology annotation, molecular function: ubiquitin protein ligase activity; metal ion binding. NCBI's taxonomy places the organism in Eukaryota, Metazoa, Chordata, Actinopteri, Cichliformes, Cichlidae. Gene Ontology annotation, biological process: ubiquitin-dependent protein catabolic process. Gene Ontology annotation, cellular component: endoplasmic reticulum. The record is from RefSeq and is a predicted model, not a curated record.
GUUUCUCCCGGAAACGGAAGUCGUCUCUCGGGUAGAGACAGCAGCCUCGCUCGGUCGGUGACAGCAGCAACCGCUACCACUGACAGCUAACGUUAGCUCGGGUCUGGCCGCCGCGGGUUGGCUCGCUUCGUUUCUUUCUUCGUUUGGAAAAUAAACACUAUGGCGGCCGCGGAUCACCGAUUCUCGAGUGACGGCGGCCCGGCCAGCAGAGGAGGGUUCCCGGCCGGGGAGAGCAGCAACGACCGCGACGGUUCGGGUGGCGGCAGCGGGGAGAGCGAACGGGAGCGGGAUCGAGCCACCUUCGAGUGCAACAUUUGCUUGGACACUGCCAGGGACGCCGUCAUCAGUCUGUGCGGACACCUGUUCUGCUGGCCCUGUCUUCAUCAGUGGUUGGAGACGCGGCCCAGCCGACAGCAGUGUCCCGUGUGCAAGGCGGGCAUCAGCAGAGAGAAAGUAAUCCCACUGUACGGCAGAGGGAGCUCCAGCCAGGAGGACCCCAGGUUGAAAACUCCACCCCGGCCUCAGGGGCAGAGAACAGAGCCUGAGAGCAGAGGCGGGAUGUUCCGCGGUUUCGGGGACACCGGCUUCCACAUGUCUUUCGGCAUCGGAGCGUUCCCCUUCGGCUUCUUCACAACAGUCUUCAACGCCAACGACCCCUUCCACAGAGCAGAUCAGUACGUCGGUGACCACCAGGGCAACGGCAAUGGCAACGGCAACAACGGCAAUAACAAUUGGCAAGACUCUCUAUUCCUGUUCGUCGCCAUCUUCUUCUUCUUCUGGCUGCUAAGCGUGUGACGCAGACCUGGUGGCGGACACACGAGUGAUUAUUGAUGUCUGGGAGGGAGGGGCGCAUUAAACAAAAAAACAAAACGGCAAACACAACUCGCACACUUAACCCGAGCCACAGACACACACUCGCGUUCCAUUUUCUAACCGGAGGGGGUAGAGGGAGGUUUGUGUUUGAGACCAUGAAUACAGAAGUUUGAUUUUUCUCUUCCUCACUAUAUCAGAUCACUUCAGGACACUCGGCCCCACCCCUCUCCUCCACCUGCUCUUUAUUUAUGCAAGAAGUUCACUGGAAAGUAGUGCAGCGCAGAGUUAGCCCUCCCAGUGUGCACACAGCUGUAGAUGGAUGCACAGAGAGCAUAAAGAGGCAGUAUUACAUGAUCAGGGUGAGCUACGUCGCGAGAUCUUAUUCGUCUUUUGGUGUCCAGUGUUGCAGAAGAAGAAAGCUGGGUGGAGCAGUCUUUAGGAAAGUGGGUUUUCCUGAAGCACAGAGAGGAAGGGUGUGAGAGGGGUUAGAAUACAGGGAGGAGACGUUGUCGUAGAAUUGGCGACAGACAGAAGCGGCCCUGUGGGAUGCUUUUGUUUUGUUGUUUUUUUUCUUCUUCUUCUAAACAUUUGUCUUAACAAAAACUGCCUUCGCACUGUGAAGCUGUCUGUAGUCGGAGCUGCCCUACACUUUGGGGCGCGUGCCGUUGUCGCACCACUUGUUCCUUGUAGUUCCCUGCGUGUUUGGGGAAAAAUGGGCUGGUUAGGUUGUUUUUCAUGCCCACAUCAGCUACUUUAAAGAGUGUGAGGUGCACGGUUAACAAAAGGGGGCAGAAUAAAUCAAUAUGCAGGAUUGAAAAGCAGCAGUUUGGUCUCCUCACACAUGAUUGAAGAAAAAAAAAAAAAAAAA